Danio rerio (zebrafish) is the source of this 3606-nucleotide messenger RNA. RefSeq names its product MET transcriptional regulator MACC1 (gene macc1). The record is from RefSeq and is marked validated. Gene Ontology annotation, biological process: positive regulation of DNA-templated transcription. Lineage: Eukaryota; Metazoa; Chordata; Actinopteri; Cypriniformes; Danionidae.
GUGCACUUCUUCUAUUCAAGCAGACAGAGGCACACAGAAGUUUAGGUGAACAGUUGUGACACUCCUCCCCGACGUUUAAAAAGUUCGCUGAAAGACUGAGUAGAGAAACCACCAUGCUCAAGCUUUGACAUUAGAGACAGAUUGUUGUCUUAUUUGAUAUUGGAAAUACGAAAUGGCAGCUGCAAAGAUAAAGUCAAACAGUCAUCCAGCAAAUCUGCUUCGGAGUAGAUCAGAGGGGACGCUGAUCGAUAUUGAUGAGAAUGUGACCAUUAACAACAACAACCUACAUGGGGGCUGUGGUUAUGAGAUUGGAAAGACCUCUGAGUGGCCAGUCAUACAAAAAGAAAUUGAAAAUCCAAAACAAACCACCAACCCCUUCUGGAAUCAGCUGGGCAGGUCAAAUCCAUUCUUAAAUGAAAUUGUGCACACCAGCAACUACGAUUCUGGAGUGUCCAUGAUGAAAGAGGAUCCUGCAUCUCUGUUUGACAGUAUUAACGAAGACUCUCUUAGCACAUCAUCAGAUGAAACAAACUUUGCUCAUCUUUUAGCACCAAGACAAAACAAUUUAAACCGAUCUGGUAGGUGGAGAAGUGCCUCGGAUAUACUUGAAAGCCUUGAGAAAAAGGAAGACAAGAGAGCAGUAAAACUCAGCUCUAAAGAAUCCUUUUUGAAUCCUGAUUUUGAGUGGUUGAAGAAUGACCGGGAAGCUUAUAAAAUGGCUUGGUUGAGUCAUAGGCAACUAACAAGGUCCUGUUUGGACCUGAGCCUAAUGAAGCAAAGUCCUGGAUGGGCCCAGACUCAGGCCACAGACAUUCAAAUCUUCUGCAAGAUUGACCACAACGGAGGCUCUGUGCAGUUGCCAGAAUCUGACAUCACUGCUCAUAUUCCCCAUGGACAUGUCCCUCCAGGCGAGGUCCAAGAUAUUGCCCUGAAAGUUCACCUUGAUCCUCCUCCUGGAAUAAACAACAACUACACCACAACUCUGAGUCCUCUUUUAGAGGUCAAGCUUAGCAACAGCAAUAUUUCAGGGGGCAUUUCAGUAGAGAUGAGAAUGGCUGCUAAAGUUAAAAAUGACCCCACAAGCCACGUCUUGACUUCAUUCAUGGGUCUAGUCUCUCAAAGAAAAGAGGGACCUUAUCAGAAGAUAAAAGACUGCUACAUAUACAAUGACAUGUUACAGAUGAAACUCUUUGAUUUGAAACCGCACAUGUAUGUUAUAACUGCUGCAGAGGCCACUGUUUUGGAGUCACCUGCAGUGUCAGUAUGGGAUUACUUGGAUCGCCAAAUCACAGUGGCUGUCUAUGGUCCCAAGCACAUACACCCUUCACUCAAAGUGGUGCUGGUAAUAAUGAGCCAUAAUAAUAUAGCCCCCAGGCUCCCUUUCUCUGACAUUCAGAGGGGUAACAGGAACCUGCCCCCUGUUGUCUUAGAGCUUUGGGGAAGGCAUCAAUUUAAUCCACAAGGGCUAAAGGAUCUUCACAUUGUAUCUAGAGUGUUGGAUCUAAACUUUGAAGUUAAACCAGAGGAUCAAAAUAAAGAGAUUAAGCAGAAACAGCUUGAAGAUGGAAAAGUCCAUCAUCUGCCAUUAGAUCUGGUCAAGGUGGGUGGAGGUGAAAUGAGUGCCUUCAAACUCAGCAUUGAGGUGAAAGAUUCAAACAGCCUCACUUUGGGAGACUUCUAUGUUGCGUCUCCUGAGGCUGCUCCUUUGAGGUCAGAAAAAUACAACCACAGACGAGUAGAUUGGCAGAAGGAAGCAAUUCGUUCCUCCCCAAUUCCUGAAGAAUCUAUUCCAGAGAUCUUAAGCCAGAAGUUUCAGGACAGACCUGUAGAUUUGCAUUGGUAUGGGGUAGCAAUGAAAUCGGUUCUCAGACAACCGAGGGUGGAAUAUCUUCUGGAAUACUUUAAAGGUGAUACAAUUGCUUUGCUUUCAAAGGAAACUGUUAGAUCUGUAGGUCACAUGAAGGUUAAGGAAUGGUACAUUGGUUUUCUUCGAGGAAGAGUUGGGUUGGUACACUGCAAGAACCUGAAGAUCAUAACCAAGGACCAAGUCAUCGAUUUUACUGGAAUACAUCUCACCACACCAGUGCUCUUGGACAAUAUGACAGUUCCUUUUAAAAAACUCACUUACAUGUACUCUGCUAUUCAGACCCUGGUCACAGAGCAUGUCAAAUGCUGGAGAAAUUUCGCUGAGGCUCUUGGUUACUCUGAGGUCUCGGUUGAUGCCAUCUCAAGGAGGCACGCUGAAACAGAGGCAGAAAAAGUGGCCUGUGUUUUAGAAAAGCUCAAAGAAGACUGUCAUGCAGAGAAGAACAAGAAAAAGUUCCAGCAUGAACUUAUCAUUGGUCUGUUAAAGAUGGAUGCUCAAGGGCUAGUAGCUCAUCUCAUUCAGGAUAUAGUGAUUCUGUCCACAGCUGUUGAGCUGGGAGUGCGAUGGCGGGAACUUGCUGAGCGACUUGGGAAGAUUUCCAGUGCCCAGAUAGCUGUUUAUGAGGCACCACACAAAGGGAAAAAUGGAGAAGUUAGUACUCAGUCAAUGUGGAAGCCUGCAUAUGACUUCCUGUUUGCCUGGAGUAAGAGGUAUGGGGACAGCUACAGGGAUAUGAUCCAGGACCUACACUUGGCACUGGAUAAAAUGAAAAGCCCAGUGACCAAGCAGUGGAGACAGAUUACUGGAGCUCUCAUCACUAUUAACUCCAUGGAGGUACUACGAACAUAUGCCUUCAACAGAGGUUAGUGGAUGACUCUUGAAGCACCUAGAUUUACUGAGGUAACCCUGCUGAGUUUAUGCUAAUAGCACUGCCAUUUUAGACAACAAUGUAUCUGUUUAUGGUGGCAUCUAGCAUUGAUAUAAUCCCUUCUUUGUUGUAUUUCAUAAACACUGCUGGUUAGUGCUGGAUUUGCUGUGACAAUGGAAUUGCAAGAAACUGGUUUAAUUCUAAAAAGACUCUUAGUUGUUACAAAGACCUUUAUUCAAAAUUAAUGCCUUUAAGGAUUGUUGGUGGAAAAAUAAAUGGAAAAUUUAAUUGUGAUAAAGAUCUGAUCUAAAAAAAAAUAUUUUCAUUCUGGAUGUACUACUUCAAAGACAUCAGAUUUCUUCUGCUUAAUUAUAUUUAUACUGAAACACACACUUGCAGUUCAUUUGUUUAAAUAUUUGAAGCUGUAUGUGGAACGUCCGAUAUAAGUGUUACAUGAAUGUUUGCCCUCUUGGAAUGUGACUCAUUGUUUUGAAUUGUAUCGGUGUACUAAUAUUUGUACAAUCCCAAGAUGUACCACUAUACUAGGUUUAACAACUAAUGUUAAUGUUAAUCUUAUAUCUUUGUUAUAUCUUUGUUAUACUCCAGUAUAGUACAUAAUACUGGCAAAUUUUAUUUAUCUAUUUUUGUAUUUUGUGUUUUUCUAGUUGUCAUUUUAAAUAUACUAACUACAGUGUUUAAGGGCCGUUACAAUUGCAGAAUGUGUUAGAACAGUCUUUUAAAAUUGUAUUGCUGUAUUUUAUUAAUGCUAAUACACCUUUUAAGAGUUGUAAAUAAAAAUAUAACCAUUUAUGUUACGGAGCUCUAUCGUAAUGGGCAAAAAUAAUAAUAAACAUGUUUUUGCUGAUUUUAA